AGAAGGGGCCAGAACAGCUAGGCCAAAGGUGGACAUCUGUGGAGCAGUGUGCUUGUUCAAUAUAGUUGAGCCUCUGGGAAGAGGCUCAGCACUCGGAGUUAAGGAGCACACUGGUUCCGGAGCACACUGGUCCCUGGUUGGCCAAAGAGCCUGGUCUGACAGGAUGGAUGCUUCUCCUGAGCCCCAACAGAAGGGUGGGACACUGGUGCUGGUCCGACGGCAACCCCCUGUGUCCCAGGGCUUGCUGGAAACACUGAAAGCCAGGAUGAAGCAGAGCUGCACCUGCAGUAUGCCAUGUGCUCAGGCUUUGGUGCAGAAUCUGUUUCCUGUCAUACACUGGCUGCGUCAGUACCGCCCAAAAGAGUACCUGGCAGGUGAUGUUAUGUCUGGGUUGGUCAUUGGCAUUAUCCUAGUGCCACAGGCCAUAGCCUACUCACUGCUGGCUGGGCUGCAGCCCAUCUAUAGCCUCUAUACUUCCUUCUUUGCCAACCUUAUCUACUUCCUCAUGGGCACCUCACGCCAUGUUAAUGUGGGCAUCUUCAGCCUGCUGUGCCUCAUGGUAGGUCAGGUGGUGGACCGAGAACUCCAGUUCGCUGGUUUUGACUCCUCCCAGGAUUCUCUGGGGCAUAUGGACAAUGGCACCACCCUCAACAACUCAACUACAACACUGGUGCUUGGGCUACAGGACUGUGGACGGGACUGCCAUGCCAUUCGAAUCGCCACUGCUCUCACUCUGGUGACCGGACUUUAUCAGGUCCUCAUGGGUAUCCUCCGGCUGGGCUUUGUGUCUACCUACCUCUCACAACCACUGCUCGACGGUUUUGCUAUGGGAGCCUCUGUGACCAUCUUGACUUCUCAAGCUAAACACCUGCUGGGUGUGCGGAUCCCUCGGCACCAGGGCCCAGGCAUGGUGGUCCGCACAUGGCUGAGCUUGCUGCAGAGUGUGGGACAGGCCAAUAUGUGUGACAUGGUCACCAGUGCCGUGUGCCUAGGAGUGCUAAUAGCAGCUAAGGAGCUCUCAGACCGCUACCGACACUGCCUGAAGGUGCCAGUACCCACAGAGCUGCUAGUCAUUGUGGUGGCCACACUUGUGUCGCACUUUGGACAGCUCCAUACUCGGUUUGGCUCUAGUGUGGCUGGCAACAUUCCCACUGGUUUUGUAGCCCCACAGGUACCAGACCCUAAGAUAAUGUGGCGUGUGUCCCUGGAUGCUAUGUCCCUAGCCCUUGUGGGCUCAGCCUUCUCCAUCUCAUUGGCAGAGAUGUUUGCUCGUAGCCAUGGCUACUCUGUUCAUGCCAACCAAGAGCUGUUAGCUGUGGGCUGCUGCAACGUGCUGCCUGCCUUCUUCCACUGUUUUGCCACCAGUGCUGCUCUGUCCAAAACCCUGGUGAAGACAGCCACUGGCUGCCAGACCCAGCUGUCCAGUGUGGUCAGUGCUGCUGUGGUGCUGCUGGUGCUGCUGGUGCUAGCUCCAUUGUUUCAUGAUCUGCAGAGGUGUGUGCUGGCUUGUAUCAUUGUUGUCAGCCUGCGAGGGGCACUGCGAAAAGUGAAGGACCUCCCACAGCUUUGGUGGCUAAGCCCUGCUGAUGCAUUGGUCUGGGUGGCUACUGCAGCCACCUGUGUGCUAGUCAGCACCGAGGCUGGACUGUUAGCUGGGCUGUUCUUCUCACUGCUCAGCCUGGCAGUCCGCACACAGCGUCCACGGGCUGCCCUUCUUGCUCGAAUUGGAGACUCAACCUUCUAUGAGGAUGCUUCUGAGUUUGAGGGCCUCCUGCCCCCACCUGAGGUGCGAGUGUUCCGUUUCACAGGCCCACUAUACUAUGCCAACAAGGACUUCUUCUUGCGGUCACUCUACAGCCUCACAGGGCUGGACGCAGGGCACUCAGCCACCAGGAAGGAGAAGGGUCCAGAGGUGGGUGUCAGUGACAGAAAUCUUGUUGACGGCAAGGACAUGGGUUCAGUGAGCAGUGGGACUGGGCUGGUGGUACCCCUGGCAUUUGGUUUCCACACAGUGGUCAUUGACUGUGCACCACUGCUGUUUCUGGAUGUGGCUGGCAUGGCCACACUGAAGGACCUGCACAGAGACUACAGGGCCCUGGACAUCACCCUGCUUCUGGCCUGCUGCAGUCCCUCAGUGAGGGACACACUGAGGAAAGGUGGCUUCCUUGGGGAAGACCAGGGAGCUGAGGAUGAGCUGCUGUUCCCCAGUGUACACAGUGCCGUGGAGGCUGCACGUGCCCGCCGUGAGGAGCUGGUGGCUGCUGACUCUGCUUUCUAGCACGACUAAGACCCAUGUCCACAAGCCAGUACUGAGCUCCUUUGUAGGAGUGAAAUGAAGGAUGGAGUCAUUAGAGAGAUGUACCCUUGGACCAUCUCUGCCCUGGAAAAGCCAGGGAACUCCAACUAGGAAAGGGAACACAUUCAUUCCAAACAUUCAGUGAUUGAGAUCCUCUACCUGAGACCACUGCUGCCCCCUGGUGCCUAUUCAACCCUGGUGGCUGCACCCACACAUUUGAUCCCUCAACCAAGGCAGUGCCCAGUUUGAUAUUCUGUUACCAUCUUAUCUGAAAAAAAGUCCUGCAAAUUAUGUGGCCUCCAAGAUGCCAAAAGGACACUUUCCCUCCCCCUGCACCACCAGAUAUUAGGUAUGAGCUGAACAUAUGGCCCAGGGGCAAGAGUCUGAAUUUCUGAAAGGCCUUCUCAUGCCUGAUGCUCAUCUUGGUUGGGCCUUGCAAAGGCAGUCACCUGCUCCAGAACAGAUGGCCCAGUGUCACUGUCUAAGAUGAUGUGACUGAUAUAACCCCAACCUGACCUUCAAUAUGAUGUCUCUACACAGCUUAUACUGGUGACCACAACGGGCACAUGUAUGGUACAAAGCCAGGCACAGUAUACACCAACCCCAUUCUGUACUUCUAAGAAACCCUUAGAAGGAAACCACCUGUGCUCUUUCCAGGGGCUGCCCUUGGCAUAGCCAAGCAGACCUUCCCUUCGUCUUCUGCCCAAGAGGAUGCUCUAACAGGCAGUGCAGUCCCGGCCCUGUGCCCUACCAUGAUGCUUCCCAGCCAACAGCCCAGCACUGUGCUCCACAGCUGGCCCUGACAAGGUCAGAUCCACCACCUCAGCAUCUCUGUAAGACAAGCUCUGACCAGCAGCUCCCAGGGCACCCACCUCAGCAUCACCCACCUGGCUGUGAUGAGAUCCAGCAGCCAAUGUAUCCGGACCUGCUCGAUGCCACUGUGAGGUACGGCACCUAUGUAGGCAAGGUUCAGGUGCUGGUCCCAACUAAGGUCGUACUGGUCAGCCUGGUCGUGAGGCAGUGGGGGGCUAGGGACAGGACAAAGAAGUAAAGUGUUUGUCCUAAGCAGGGGCCUGCAGCAGACCAGGUUCCACACAUUUAGCACCUGACUGCCAGGCCCUUGCAGAGGAACAGUGUGUGUCUCCACAUUGUAUGAUAAAGUAGCCCUUCCACCAGAAAUGUUUUACAGUCUUGUCUCUGGGAGGUGGGUUCCCAUAGGACACAGUACCAUAUUCUAAUAGGACAUCUGCCUGCCAUAGAAGGGGAUCUGUAAAUUCCUAGAGAGACUUGGAGGCAUUCAGAAACCAGGUCUGAUCCAACACUCGAGGUCAGGUCUUAGUACUUUGGGAGAGUCCUAGGUUCUGCCAAAGUACCAAUCAUGAGCCUAUAGCCUGAGUACCGUGCUCUUGAUCCAUGGGGACCAUUUAGGGAGGCUCUGGCACUCGGAAAACCCACUCCACACCCUGAAGGAAGAAGUUUGAUCUUCACUCCUAAGUGUCCAAGAAUGAUGGGCAGAGAGCCCAAAGGUCUGAUGAGAGAAACCCAGAGAAUGGAGCAAGAGGCUUUCCUGGACUUGGCAAGAGCGAGAGGUGGGCCUCACCAGAAGCCGGUGCUCCUCCAAAAGGGCAACAGAGGCCUCAGCGGGCGGGCUGCGUCCACACGCACCAGGUAUGGGGUCUCAGCCACAGCCAAGGGCGCAGCCAAGAACGCAGCUAGAAAUGCCAGCGUAGCGGAGGUGGGACGCAGGGAGCGCAUGACUAGGUAACCUGGAGCUCCCGAUCUGCAAGCCUUUAGGUCCCGGUCGUAGUAGUUCCGCCUCCGGGUAGCGCCCCACGUGACCGCUCGCCGGGGCAGGACAGAACCCAACGCGCGCCGCCUCUUCCCCUGGCGAGUACCGCCCAGGCUGCUGCGUCUCAGAUGCUCCAAAUGCCAAACGAACACCUGCAGUGCUUGGGAGAACAUUGGCCUUGGGUGUCUCCGUGAGGCCAUUAUUCUUGGCGAUGCCCGCAAAGAUCUCUCAGGAGGCCUACACGAGGUCUGAAAAGCAAAUCAGACACUACUGUCUCUCGAGGAGUGGAGGUGAAGAGCUGUACCAGAAGAUGGCGCUGCGGGACUGCUCCAAGGAUUAGGUUUGCGGAGAAAAUCAAGAGUACUCCAGAGCUUUGGCAAUGAGAAUCUAUUCCUUUUCCUGAAAUGGGGCUGCUGUAGGACAAACAGGCGUGUGGUCAAAGACGCUUCAGAAGCCAAGUGGCCACUUCUAGUGGACAGCCAAAGGUAAAUCCUGGAUGUCUGUGAAAGGCAGGGUCAAUAGUGCAAGUCUCUAAGAUUUGAAUUGUGCACACACACGCUGAGUAGGAUAUUAGCAACAGUGGAAGAGAAUCAACUAGUCUCUAACGACUCCAGUUCCUGGCACUCUUGGUAGCAUAUGCCUUUAACUUCUGGGGUUCCCUCAAUAAUAAAAGCAACCAAGUUUCACGACCCGGUAAAACAACCCUUUCUCGUGCAGUCUUCCCGUGACACCAACAGGAGACAUUCCCUGAAGUCUUAGGUCCUCAGGACAGCUGGUAAAGGGAAGGUUUCUAGGUAGAGAAAUGAAAGCUCUUAUGUCAUAACCCUAUUCAAGGAUCAGAAAGUCAGGAGACUAUGUGGCAUUUCUGCAAUGACUGAAAUUCAAAGCUCAGUGUCCAUAGACAACCUCUGGAUACUACCUGGUAGGGUAUUCUGUUCUGUAUGAAUACUGAUAUAUAGAAGCUGUAUGUUUGAUCUUGAAUUAGUGGGUUUAUUAAGCACAUAGCAAGCAAAAGUAAAAUAGUGAAUAUUAAGUAGUGAAUAGAAGCAGCAGACAGCAAAGCAUCAAUGUUGGGCACUCACCAAUACCCAACAGAAAUGACUGGGAUAGCCUGAGCUACAUAGCAAAAUGCUCCAAAAAGGGAGUGGGGGAGGUGAAGGAGGCAAGGAUAAAACAAUCACACAGAAAUGUUCUAGAAACAAUACAGAGAUGGUAAAUACCCCAGAGAAAACUGCUAAAAUGGUGAGUGGAGCAUUUUAAAUAACCUAAAAGCUGAAGUAACAGUAAAGACUCCAUGCUGAAACUAAAGAGAGAGACAGCAGUGGGAGCAAGAUUGUUUCAGACUAACCUUCAUUAGAACAACCAGUGAUGGCAGGAUUCUUGGGGUCACAGUUUCUCUGAUGACAAGAACAGCAUUUACAGCGGGAGAUUUUCAAUCAGGAAAGCGGGGACCAAGAAGCCAUGAAGUUGGGACAGUCUCAUGGGGACUGGGGUACAGAAGCUGAAGGUCAGGCUCAGUGCAUUAGAGGACUAUUCCCUGAAAGUGAAGGUGAGACAGAAACCGAACUGUCCUCACGGGAACCGAAGAUCAAAUCUCCUCACGUCCUGAGUGAGUGAAGGUAAGUAUACUCCACUUGAUUGAAGAGAACAUAGUCCCUCUACUCCAGGAAGCUCCAGCUUUAUCAGUAUGUUAUUAACUGGUGCUAGACUGGAUCCUGGGUCAGGAAAAGAUGAUCAAUCACACAGAGCACACUAGUAAAAAUUCUUAACCUGAAAAUGUACUGUAUAUUGCUCAAUAAAACUCUAUCAAUGAUAA
Molecule: messenger RNA, 5901 nt
Organism: Peromyscus maniculatus bairdii (prairie deer mouse)
Lineage: Eukaryota; Metazoa; Chordata; Mammalia; Rodentia; Cricetidae
Gene: Slc26a1
Product: solute carrier family 26 member 1
Biological process (GO): sulfate transmembrane transport
Cellular component (GO): membrane
Molecular function (GO): secondary active sulfate transmembrane transporter activity
Source: RefSeq, a predicted model, not a curated record